AUUAUCUUUAGGACGUAGCGGCUUCGCGCUGGGGCAGGAAACGCGCUAAGACGCUCUCUUCUCAAGCGUAACGCGUCCCUCUUUCCGUGCAGGUCUGCGCCGAGUAGACGCCGCCUAUUACUGUCUACUGCCCUCUCUAACCCUGCUCUAACAGCGUGCUACCGCCCUAAGCGCGUCGUACACCUUCAAACAACUCCUUGGUCACCCACGUCCAAGAUGCAAAUGCGCAAACGCUAUUUCUAAAAUUUUCGAAUUCUCGGAUUCAUCUGAGCUGAAGCCGUCAGGAGAGUCUCGUAUCCUGCGAGGUGUUCAAGUACCACCGCCCGUCGCAGAUCGCGACACGGUACCUCGCAGGCGGUCUCAAAAGCCACCUCGGUACCUCGCAGGCGGUCUCCCUAUGACAAAGUUUUCAGACGUCUCAAAACUAGGCCGGUAGUUUUGAGAGCGAGAUUACCGAGGUUUCGCGUCAGUUUCAUUCGCGUCGUCGCAUCCGCAAAUCUCUCAGCGUCGCUCAACGAUGAAAUCGCCGCCUUCGCGCGGCUUCGGCCUCGGGUCGCUCGUGUCGCACGGAUGGGCGAUCCUCGGACUCAAACGGAACAGUUCUUAUAACGAGCGAUUUCCUGGCAGCGGAUCGUCCUCCUCUGAUUGGUCCAGCUCCUUCUGGCUUCGUUAUAGUCUCAUUGCCAUAAACGCGUGCCUUGUCAUCCUCGUUAUAAUCGAGAGUUCACCGUUUUGCGUACGUCCCCCGGGUGGCGGCGCCGGCGGCCUCCCCGAGCCCGCGUCCGCGAAGAGCUGGGGGAGCGUUGCGCGGAUGCGGGGGUUACGACAGGCGCUCCCGCUCUUGGGGCUAGGCAGCGGGGAAGCCGCGCGCGUGGACUCAGGUGGCUCAGGUGGUUUUCCAGGUGGUGCAACAGAGGAGCGCAUUUGCUGGACCUCGUCAGGAGACUACUCUUCCCCUUCCGGCGUGGUGGUGCACGGCCCCGGCUGUGCUUCCUGCCUGCGAGGCCAGCGCUGCUCCUUCCUCGUCUCCAUCAGCCCGCCGGCGCACUGGAUAGAGCCGGGGCAAGCAGACAGGGCGCAGCAAGACGGGCAGGCGGACGGCGGCAACAGCAGCAGCAGUAGCGGCAGCAGCAGCAGCAAGCACACGUGGUGGCAGAAGGACCUCACUCUGCUGCUCCGAGGCCCGGCGCUGGCCCAUGGGGACGUGCGGUGUCUGGACCCUCCGUCCUGCCUGGACUUGUCUGUUUCAUACCGCGUGUGGGACAUUGGAGAAUACUGGGCUACUCUCAAUGUUGGCUGUGCGAACCUCAAUUUCUCAGCAGCUUCCAAGCACCACCUGACCUCCACCUACCACAACAGCCUCACUUCCUGGCCAAUCUCCAUCCACCCGCGCUCCAGACCUAACCCCCCGAGCCUAGCUUCCGAACCUAACCUAGCUAACGGCCUAAGCCUAGCUGCGGAGCCUCCACACCGAGCCUCCGCUCUUCCGAACCUGGCCCGCUGGUUCGGCAGCUCGCCUCUCCGAACCUCGUUGUUGGGGGUGCCGGUGACAGGGGGUGGUUUGGCCAGGAGUUUGGAACCAGAGAGGAAGCUUCCUCUGAGCCCGUGUGACUCGGUGUCGGUUCCUGGGAGAUGGGCGAAGGAGGAAGGAGGAGAGGGGUACAGUUGGUCCUUCUUCCCCUGCUCCCCGCGCGAGCUCCCCCCCUCUGAGUGGAUCUCAGCCCUUGAUCGGCGCGGCAUCCGGGAGAUCUCAAUCGUCGGCGAUUCGCAUCAACGGUUCCUAGCAGCCCAUCUGUUCUACCUGCUUUCCGGGGAAGAUAUGGAGGAGAGGGAGAGGGGGAAGGGCGUUAACGAGAAUCGGGUGUACAUUGCAAGUGAUGGGAGUAACAAAACUCUACAGAUUAAUUUUUACUGGAUCGGUGGAAUCUACGAGGAUGGGGAGUACGGAUGCAGCCACCCACGCAUUCUCAACCGCACUGGAGCGUUCCCAACCCUGUCUCCCACUGCCGACGUCGCUCUCUUCGAAGCUGGCUACUGGGCGGCUGUCUUUUGCCAGGCACCUCUUAAAGCCCUGCAAAAACACCUGCAAACCUUUCUCCGCUGGGCUGCUUCCACAGUCACCCCCGGAAAAGGCAGGGUGGUUUUCCGGACUAUCCCCUCUUUUCCAGUCGGGGGAGAAUGGUGCAACAGCUGGCAUCCUGGUCCGAGCUCGAAUCGAGCUGGCAUGGCGAUAAACGCGUUAUUGAAGCGCCUUGUAAGGAGGAUGGGGACAGGAGGUGGGAGCAGCACGGGCGGCCAUGUGGAGGAAAAUUGUGUGGCAGAUUUGGACUGUAGCUUGCAGGAAAUGCCUGGGGAGGAGGGUCAGGUGCCUCUGAGUGGGCUGAAAUUGCCUGGGGAGGAGGGUCAGGUGCCUCUGAGUGGGCUGAACUUGCCUGGGGAGGAGGUUCAGGUGCCUCUGAGUGGGCUGAACUUGCCUGGGGAGGAGGGUGAGGUGCAAAUAAGGCGUGGAUUGAGUGGGGGAGGUGGGGAAGGUGGAGGAGUGGAGGGGAAUGCUCAUGGAGUAGCAGGAGCAGGAGCAGCACCAGCAAAAGCAGCAGCAGCAUCACCAGCAGAAACAGCAGCAGCAACAGCAUUCGCACCAUCUGUUUUGGAUUUAUGGAUGGUGGACGGUCCCCGGUACACGGGCACGGGCCGGCGCCACGACCACCACUACUCAGCGCUCUUGCGGGCAGGGAGGGCGGGGCCGAUGGUGGUGGGGGGGGAUGUGGGGGAGGCGCAUGUGCGAGCCUUGCUGCACUAUCUGCUGCACGUGAUGCCUUGAGGCAAAUAUUGAGCUUAAUAUUCGGCCCUAUGACCACCGCUGCUGUACACUCGUGCAGGUAAAUGGAGGCGGGCGCUUUGCUUGAGCGAGUUCAUUAUUGUUUUAUGUACCGUAAUGCUAGAUUAUGCACUGCACAACCACGGCGACACACUUGCGAAGCUUGGUGCACUUACUCGGUGCAUUAAUGCCUUAAAGGGCUGAAUUGAUAUAUCACGCUCUAAAAAACCAAGUGUUCUUCAAUCAUGCUAGACCAU
Messenger RNA from Closterium sp. NIES-67, 3075 nucleotides. Lineage: Eukaryota; Viridiplantae; Streptophyta; Zygnematophyceae; Desmidiales; Closteriaceae. The record is from the annotation of a GenBank genome assembly.